GUGACAGGAGUGCGAACUAAAGAGAAAGAGAAAUGGCGCCUCAAUGCCAUACUUACUGAGGCAGAGUACAGACGGAUAGACAGAUUAAACAAGUGCAAAUAAACGGACAAAUCAUGGUGAACACAAGAAAGAACUCUCGGCAUAAGCCGAGCAGUCCCUUCAUCUCGUCCAGGACCCGGUCUUCUGCCAGAAAUCCCUCCAACUCUGAAGAACAUAAGGAUCCCAGUAGUGAUGUGAGCAGUCCCAGCAGUCCUGGACUGUCCCCUCCCUCGAAGCGAACCCGUAGACAGACCAGCUCCAGCGACACCUCUCCCUCCCCCCAGGCCAAGGGCCAGAGGGUCUCCUGGGGCAUGCCCACCUACCGCACCAGGUUGUCAUCUGGCGCCCUGCAAAAUGGAAAUGCCCAUAAGGAUGAGGGGGCAGGAGACCACUCUCACAUGAACGGCCAUGUUGACCGGAAGAGGAGCUGCCAAGUGAGGAAGAGCCAGUUUGAACACCUCAACCAGAGCCUGCUGUUUGACCAGCUCGUCAACAGCACGGCGGAGGCAGUUCUUCAGGAAAUGGACAACAUCAGCAGCAUCAGACAGAACAGGGAGGUGGAGAGACUCCGCAUGUGGACAGACACUGAGGUGGUAAGUCUGUCAAUCAGCCAGUCAAUCUGUAUCAUGCCAUAUGAAAGUGGGUUCCGAAUUCGAGAAAACAUGGACAUGUAUUCUCGUGUGAAGAGGAGGAAGGCGCUGCGCAGGAACACCUUUGGCAUGCAGACACACCACAAAGCCAUGAGCAAGACCGAAUCGGAAGAGGGGACUGAAGAAUCUCACGGUGAAGAAGAGGAUGACGAAGCAGAGGAGGAUGAAGAAAGAGACGAGGCAGAGGAGGUUGGAGAGGGGAACGACAGACCGUACAACCUGAGACAACGCAAGACUGUACAGAGAUACGAGGCGCCACCUAUUGAGCCCGUCAACAGAAAACAAACCAACCCCUCCCUGUUUGACACCCACAGAUCCCCAGCAAGGAGAAGCCAUAUACGAGUGAAGAAGCAUGCCAUCCACAGUAGCGACACUACGUCGUCGUCUGACGAGGAAAGAUUUGAGAGGAGGAAAAGCAAAAGCAUGACCCGGGCCAGGAACAGAUGUCUGCCUUUGAACCUGAGAGCAGAGGACCUGGCCAGUGGGGUGCUGAGGGACAGGGCCAAGGUGGGAGCUAGCCUCGCUGAUGUGGACCCCAUGAAUCUGGACACCUCAGUGAAGUUUGACAGCGUAGGAGGGCUGUCCAACCACAUCCAGUCUCUGAAGGAGAUGGUGGUCUUCCCUCUACUUUAUCCAGAGGUCUUCGAAAGGUUCAAGAUACAGCCCCCGAGAGGGUGUUUGUUCUAUGGCCCACCGGGUACAGGGAAGACCCUUGUAGCGCGGGCUUUGGCCAACGAGUGUAGUCAAGGAGACAAAAAGGUGUCUUUCUUCAUGAGGAAGGGAGCCGACUGCCUCAGCAAGUGGGUCGGCGAAUCAGAACGACAGCUACGCCUACUUUUUGACCAGGCGUACCUGAUGAGGCCCUCCAUAAUCUUCUUUGAUGAAAUAGACGGGCUGGCCCCAGUGCGCUCCAGCAGACAGGACCAGAUACAUAGCUCCAUAGUGUCCACUCUGCUGGCGUUGAUGGAUGGUCUGGACAGCCGAGGGGAAAUCGUGGUGAUCGGUGCUACCAAUAGGCUGGACUCCAUAGACCCUGCUCUACGGAGGCCUGGACGCUUUGACAGGGAGUUCCUCUUCAACCUGCCUGACAAGAAGGCCCGAAGACAAAUCCUUGAGAUCCACACACAGGACUGGAAUCCUAGACUGGCUGAACAGUUUGUAAAUGAGCUGGCUGAGAAAUGUGUCGGUUACUGUGGCGCAGACAUCAAAGCACUUUGCACAGAGGCGACCCUGGUGGCACUGCGGCGUUGCUACCCCCAGAUCUACGGCAGCAGUGUUAAGCUGCAGCUGGACGUCAGCCAUGCUCUGCGGACCAUCGUCCCAGCUUCCCAGAGAGCCCAGGCUCCUCCAGGCCGAGCUCUGGCCCCCAACAUACGCCCCCUACUAGCCAACACACUGGCCACGGUGCUGGAGGUCCUGCUCCGAGUCUUCCCCCACGCAGAAACACAGCACAGGGACAGUGGAGGAGACGUUGACAAUCACCUGCUAGAGGAGGUCAGUGAAGAGGAGACGGAUGGACCAGCUCCCUCCAUCUACAACCUCCAGCCGGGAUCCCCAAAGACAUACCCCUCUACGGCACACACACCUGUCCUACACUUCACCAUAUCAGCCCUUCACCAGCCCACGUCGUACCGGCCUCGCCUGCUGCUGGCGGGUCCCCCCGGUUCGGGACAGAGUUCUCACCUGGCCCCUGCUGUGUUACACCACCUGGACAAGCUGUCUGUCCACCUCCUUGACUUGCCCACACUCUACUCUGUCAGCGCCAAGACACCCGAGGAGUCCUGCGCUCAGGUGUUCCGUGAGGCGUGUCGGAGCGUGCCCAGUGUGGUGUUCAUGCCCCAUAUCUGUGAUUGGUGGGAUUCGGUCAGCGACACGGUGAAGAACACCUUCUUCUCUCUACUCCAGGACGUCCCCUCUUUCACCCCCCUCCUCAUCCUCGCCACCACAGAGACGUGUUACACACAGCUACCACAGGAGGUGAAGUUGAUGUUCCAGACGACGUACGGGGAGGUGGUCAGUCUGUCUUCACCUGGAGAGGAGGACAGACGAAGGUUCUUCAUGGACCUGCUACUGGUACAGGCUGCUAGAGCGCCACCCCACAGGAGACACAAAGCCCUGCGGUGUGAGGAGGUGCUUCCGGUAGCGGAGGUCCCUGGCCCCAGGGUUCUCUCCCCCGAGGAACAGCUUCGUCUGGCCGACCAGGAGGAGAACACUCUGAGAGAACUGCGUCUGUUCCUCAGGGACGUCACCAAGCGCCUCGCCAUAGACAAACGCUUCAACAUCUUCAGCAAACCUGUUGACAUUGAGGAGGUGUCAGACUACCUGGAGGUGAUUAUUCAGCCUAUGGAUCUAUCUACGGUCAUGACCAAGAUCGACACCCAUAAAUACCUAACGGCCAAGAACUUCUUGGUAGACAUAGACCUCAUCUGCAGCAAUGCCCUGGAGUACAACCCUGACAAGGAGCCCUCAGAUAAGAUCAUCCGCCACAGAGCGUGCAGUCUGAAGGACACGGCGCACGCCAUGCUGGCCUCGGAGCUCGACCCAGAGUUCAACCGCAUGUGUGAGGAAAUCAAGGAGUCACGCAGGAAGAGGGACCUCCAGAUUCCGGAUGUGCCUCCUGUCUCCCUGGCUGCCGUGGUAACCACCAGGAAGCCGGCUGGAGAGGAGAACUCUGGGAGCAGCACUCAGGGAGAGGCCGUCGACAAGCACCACUGCAGCAGCAAUCACAUAAAAAGGAAAGCACGUCGGCGGCCAUCUUGGGGGCGGGGCAUCAUUAGGAAGAAGAAGAACUACAAGAAGGGAACGGAGGAAGAGGAGGAUGAAGGUGCGGAGCUUAAGCUGGAAACGGAGGUACCCAGCGACUCCUGUCUGACUCAGGACGAAGAGUCUUCCUGUGACACCAUGGACCCUCAGCCCAACGGACACCACACACACCCUCACACAUAUGGCAUCUCCACGGAGGAAGAGAGCUCCAAUGAGGCCCCUAGGGGCCAGAUAACAGACACCCAAGGGGAGAGCAACACAGGGAUAGGGCCCAAGGAGGACGAGACACCAGCUACAGACGACAAAGCCAAAUCUACAUCCACAGACAAAGACCCCCAGUCUAAAAGUGUGUCUUAUUGUAAAAACAAGGAGCCUCAAGCCCAGGCGAUCCAGUCUAAAGAUGAAGGGUCGUCAUCUAAAGAUGAAGCGCUCCAAUCUAAAGAUGAGGGUUCCCAAGCCAAAAGCGAGAACCCCCAAGCCAAGCCUAAGGAGGAAGGUUUCCAGCCCAUGGAUGUUGAGAAGUUCCAGCCUAAAGACGACGAAGUCCAGUCCAGGACUGAGCAGCAGUCGUCAGCCCCCACGCCGGCCACAGCACCCCAUGUCCCUCGGGAGUGUGUGAACGGGAAUGAGUCCAUGGACAGCCUGGAUUCCCAGGCCCUCAAGUGCUCUGAGACAGAGGGGCCUACAGCGGUCGAAGGUGAAGCAUCAGGGGAAGAGGAAGACGUGUCGGCGUCUGCAGUGAGCAGAGGAACUCAGGAGGAGGACGGGAGGACAGGAGACACGGAGACGGGCAAGGAGGAGCAGGACAGAGAAGGCUGGUCCAAGGGGAGGAAGUGCAGAAUGAGACAAUCAGAGCAGUCAAAGGCAUCAACUGAAGGGACAGAGGAGCCUCCACAGAUCACUCCACCACCUACACUAGUGGUCGAUCAACAGCGACUCACGGCCCUCUUGGACACAGUGGUACAAAGGAGUGAAGGCUACAGCGUGGAACGCUUGGAGAGACUCUUCUCUCUCCUCAGUCAGUGCAUCUACCAACACCGACUGGACUACGACAAGACACGGCUACAGGAGGAGAUGGAGAGGAAAGUCCAGAAUUUCAUUACAUUCCUGUGAGACAGCCAGGUUUACCCUGAACACACACACACAAGCGGGACAGAGACAAGCCUUUGAGCCAAGUACUUACACACAGAGCAAAUAUAGAGCCCUGGUCUUAAAAUGAACGACAGAACGAGGAGAGACUUUUCUAUGGUGCUAUAGUCUCAGGUACCCUGGUCGGACCCAAAUCCAGUCUACAACCAAACAGACUCCUAGACACGCACACACGAACAGUGAAACGGGCAUUCCUGGUGCUAUUCAGGUGCUAUCCUAAUCCUUGCUGCUGUUGGGAGUAACUCGGAAAAUAACCAACAAAACAGAUUGGGUGAUGUCAUAUCUCAACGACGGCCUACUUUUAAACUGGCCAUGUGCGCGCGCACACACACAAACUACAUAUGUGCUUAGUUAUGCACACACCGUAAUCCCAUUCACAGAUUGUCACCAGCAGUGCGAGUAUGUGCAGUUAGCUUGGAGGUUGAGACAGUCUCCUGUCUUGUCACCAUUGCUGAGCCCAUGUCAUCUCUCAGUACACUAGUGAAUCAAGAUUAUAGGCCAGUCAUCUCAUAGAUACAACAGCUUACAGAUCAUACUUAGUCAUUAAAACAGCUUGGUUCGAUUAGCAUCUAAUCAAUUAUGAUUUAGUUUUUUUAUUGAUAUGGAUCUUAUAACCACCGUUCUCGCUCCAAACAUUGUCCAAUGUUCAUUAAAAUGUUUUUAGCAUGACCAUACUGUAGGGUAAAGUUGGCACUGCUGGGCUAGAAUCAAUUGCCAGCAUGUACAUGCAUUACAAAAACAUCAAAUCCCCAUUAAUAAGGGUGUUACUGAAAUACAUCAACGUGAACUGAGGAAGCAUUUGUUCGAAGUUUGCAGUGAACAUCAAAAUAACAUUCACUGACAAGACUUUUAUCACAGUCGUAGCAAACAAAUUGACGUGCUGCUUCUGCUAGCUCUAUCACAGUUCUGUCUAAUUCUGUGUAAUUUUUUUCUUCCACACAAGCUGUGCCCUGCUAAUUUUUAUUUCCUGUCAAUCCACACCUAACUGGAGUAACUAGAAGCAAUUCAAAUGAAAUUGGACACCUUUUGUAGUUUGCACUGACUAGCAUGUGCCUUAUUUAACCCCCAUAAAGAACAGCUGUUAAGGUUUUUAUCAACUGCUCUGUUCCAUGUAAUGCAGUAUAGUAAGUUGGAUGUAGAAGUUCCCCUUAACUAAGCACAUAUCUAGGAUCAAAUGACCAAACUCUCAAUCCUAACUUUAACCUUGACAGUGGUGUAAUAUCUGACCCAGGACCAGUGGAUAGAAGUCACUUCUACAGUAGGAAAGCAGAUCUACUCUUAGUCAGUCUUUUCCUGCCCACGUGAGUAAAAAAGGAUUUUGAGGACCGUAAGGUUUUUAUUACUUUCAUGUCAACGGAUGCCACAAAUUAGUCACAGCAAACGUGGUGCGAAUUUUCCCCAAAAUAAGUGCGACCGUUUGUAGUCGACAUUCAUAGGAAAACAAAUCUUAUAAACUCUAUAAAGAUUUAGAUAAGCAACUUACACAGUUUGCUAUGUAUUAUGAUGUGCAUUUGAUUCAUGAAAAAUGUUUUUUUUUUAUUGUAUGAUACAUUGGAAACGAUGUUUUGAAUUGUUAUUGAUUGUGAAGCUUCUGACCAUGAACAAGGCCAUUCAUUCAAGGCAGUGCCCUGUUGAGGUAUAAAACAGCAUUCUAUUGUUUGUUUAAUUAUUUUGUUGAUGCUUUUGACUGUCUGUCUAAUGGCAGUGGGAGGGGUGUAAUUAACUAUAGCCAGCCCAUCCAUGUUCACCUUGUGGUAAAGAUAAGCAUUUUUGUUUUUCAACUUUUUCUGGUCUUUCCUUGGCCAUGGAUGAGUCCAUGUUUUGACGAGAUGUGGCCAGCCUCAGUCUUUCACAUUCACAGCACUUUUAAAAGGUGGACUCCGAUAUGACAUGGUUGCAGAAAGUAAACCGCAUAAAGGGACAGCUUCCGCAACAACUUAAAGUGUUAAAGCACAAGGCUCAUCUUCUCCACUGUUUUGGUGCUGUGAACAGCGUGAAGCAGAUACUGUGUGUGAGCGAAGUCUUGCGUCUCGCUCGUCUCAAUAUCUGCGGCAGUGGGAUUUCGCUGUAUACCUUUUAAUGCCUGGGUUCUUCAGGUCCUGGAGAACCACUAGGCAUGCAGGCUUGUGUUCCAACCAAAUCAACUAAUUGUGGUGCUCUUCACGCUUGACUACGAUUGGGCUGUAACAAAAUCCUGUAUGCCUAGUACUUCUCCAGGAUUGGAGAGUUGUAGAGCCCUGCUUUAUGCUGAUCCAACCUCCGGUGCUUUCCACCCUAACUCCACAUCUGCCUUCUCUUGGAUUGCCAGGUGAUGAUUUAACAAUUAAAAUAAAUAAAAAUGAACAUAUGCAAACUAGCAUUGGAAUACUGCAGAGAUAGAGAAACAAAGCUACCUCAGCUUAAUUUAUUUUAAUGCUAAUAAGACAAACUGUUUACUGGGCGCAAACAGUAUUUUGCCAUGUCCCAACACUCAGUACAGCUAAGGUACUGGAUAAUCAGCACAAGUUCUGUGGCUGCUGCGGUAACCCAACAGUUUGUUUGGUUGGUUCCUCUGUUUUUUUGUCUAUAUUGCAUUUGAGCCGAGACGAAACAUACAGCAUUUAAUUUCAAGGAAAUGUCAAACUGUAUAUUUCAGUUCUGUAGACCGAGACGUCCUAAGAUUGCUUUCCUUUCAGAUCGCACUACUACACAUAUUCGCUAGUCUUGUCCAUCAAGCCACAAUCUCCUUUUUUUCAUUUGAGGGUGAUUGUUUUUGCAGACUUCAAUCUCUUUCUCGUGGUGAUUACAUUUUUAUUUUAUUUAUUAACAAUUAGACAUGUUUUUACAUCUAUCCAUUAAAACAGUAUUUUUGUACAUUAAACAAAUUGGCAAUAGUUGUUACUCGGUUAUGAGUUUAGUGCUGAAGUGAGGUAGCGGAUUAGCGUGUAUUGGAGAAUAAAGAAGUUUACAGGUGUCUCAGGUUUCUUCAGGCUACACAUGACCUUUCAACUUUCCUAUUUAUUCCAUUGUGGUGUUUGUUUUUCUUUAGUUUUGUGGUUAUGGACUGUGGGAUACUGGAUGAGGCUAACGUUGACUUAUUGGAAUUUUUUACAUCAAAACAAUAGCGUGUUGGUAGUUUAAAUCUUAUUCACGUUGCUGACACAAUUUGGCAACCAUCUUAUAAAAUAACAUCCGUCAAAGUUUGUCAGACAUUUUUGUCCCUUUAACAUUUGUUUGUUUUUAAGAAUUGGGUUUUAAAAUGUUAUACAUUUUUGUCAUCCUCUCUUGUUCUUGUCUAUACAUUUGUCAGUUUGGACAAACAACCAAUUUUUGUCUGGUAGUUAAAGAUUUAGUCCAGUAUGCACACAAUUUUCCAUCACUACUUACUGAGUUUCUCUUGUGCGGGAUUUAUUUAGUAGGUUUUGUUUUCGUAGCAUCGCCAUGUUAAUGAUUUUCUUGAGGUUAAAGUUUAUUGAACAUCCUCUUCCCCAUCAAAUGUUACUUUGUAAGUUAUUUGAAAAACUUUUACUGUAUUUCUAAAACACUGCUGUGAUAUACUUGAAUAAAGGUGCAAAUUGUA
Molecule: messenger RNA, 8160 nt
Organism: Salmo salar (Atlantic salmon)
Lineage: Eukaryota; Metazoa; Chordata; Actinopteri; Salmoniformes; Salmonidae
Source: RefSeq, a predicted model, not a curated record